CCAAAUGAUGUAACACAUAGACCACUAGACUUUUCGAAGUUUUUGAUAGGUAGACGUAGAGGCAAUAGUCAAUCAAAAACUGAGAGGGGCUUCAUUAGAUAUAAAAGUCGGAAGAAGGCCCAUAAAGCCCAUUAUAGAUUUACUUUUUUUUCUUACUGUGAAUAUCCAUUUUCCACCUGUUUGUUUCUAUUCCUUGAUUUGAGGCCAAAUCUAGAAGAAGAAGCAGCAAAGAAGAUUAGCCAGAAGAGGUAAACAAACACCAAUUCUUUUGAUCUGUCUUAUCACGUGUCUGUAAUAACUCAAUAUAACAAUACUAUUUGGAACCUCUCCUCUUCUAAAUAUCCCCAACUCAUUGAACACAAACUUAAAACUUGUAAACAUUUUUCAAAUUGUUUAGAUCUCUCUAUCUCUAGCAGGAUCAAACAAAAAAAAAAAGCAAAAGAUGGGUAAAGCAAGAGGAGUAAAUAGUGGUGUUCAUCAAAGCUCUCUUGGUUAUCUCUUUGGUUCUUCCGGGGAUUCUCCUUCCUCUGCCGCUACAAAAAUGGGGACCACAACCACGACAACCACCACAACUACCACAGACGGAACCGGAAGAAGACCAAUUACGACCACGACCACCACCGUCACUGAUAAUAAUAAUAGAUUAGCUGCAGGUGUUAGAGGAAGUCCUAAUAACUACUUCAGAUCAGAAGGUCAAAACUCUGGAAACUUUCUCACGGAGAGGCCAUCUACUAAGGUUCGUUCAGCUCCUGGUGGCGUAUCAUCUCUUGGCUAUCUCUUUGGAGGACCAAAUGCUGCUGAUUCUGUAAAGAAAUGAAAGCUGCUUCCGACAAUCCAAGAUUUUUAAUUAAUCAAAUGUACAUCUUCCAUAAACAUGGUUGUUGUUGUGAUCAUUACGAGUUUCUAAUAGAAACCUUAAUUUCAAAAAGAAAAAAAGAACAUGUUACCAAUCUAAAUCAAAAAUAAACAAACAGUGCCCAAAUGAGAUCAUUUUUCACAAUCUACUCCUCAAAUAAUAUAUGUUCCAUCGUAAACUAGAAGCCGAGUCAAAUCAAAUCAUUGAUCCUGAAAUUAAUAAGGUGAAAAAAUAUUAUUAUCAAGUGCCAAUUUUGAGUCUCAAUCGGUGACCAUCCGGCAGAACACGACGACGGCUCUUAAAGCUCAAUCAAUCGUAAAAGCUUAGUGUGAUUGGGAUGUCUGAGAUCCGUAUUUCUUGCUUUGACACAGCUCUUAUAGAUUACAUCAAUGUUUCUGUAACUGCAGUGUGAUUUAUUGGAAUUGCCAGCUGUAGCACAACUAGAGAAGGAUCCUAAAUAUGGACCAGUUCACCAGCUGCUGAAGAUCUUUCUAACUCAGAGGCUGAAUGCUUACAGGGAAUUCCAAACUGCAAAUUCAGAAUGUCUGCAAAGCUAUGGUAACCAAAUUGUAAAUCCGUUUACUGCUCUUUCUGUAAACACGUCGCUCUCCGGAGAAAAUCCCUACUUUCUAUUUCUGGUGGUCCUUAGGACUUGUCGAUGAAGAUUGUGUCACAAAGAUGAAAUUGCUCUUCCUUGUCUGUUCUUGUGCUGUUGAACCUGUACAAUGUGUAUGAAGACAUUAGCAGCGUUAGAGGGGAGUCAGAUCAACCUCAAGGCGCUGAUUUAACCUCCAUGACCGAAGACUUCAAUUUCUAUCAAGGAGGGAGGUUUCCAGGAGAUUGGGGUUCAUGUCAAAGCUUGGAGAUGGUUAAUUUGGGUCAGAACUUCUUCAAGGGCGUAGGUCUUAGUAAAUGCAAGAACCUUCGUCUUCUUGAUUUGAGUUCGAAUAUGCUUACCGGAGAGCUUCUCAGAGAGAUAUCGCGCGGUUCCCUGCAUGAGUGUUUUUGACGUUGGCGGAAACAGAUUAUUGGGCUUAAUCCCUGAGUUUCUCAGCAAUGCCACAACCCAGUCUUUUUAUUCGAAAAUACACGUAUGCGCAUGCAUCUAUCAGGAGUCACACCAGUUGAAGCAAGAAGAUGGUUCACAUAAGGAGACCGAGCAAUGGCUUUCGAGUGCAGCACCAAACCAACGUUUAUAAAAAAUUACCUCUUAGAUAUAUUAUAGUAAACUCUAAAAACUAGAUGCAUCCAGAAUUCGCGGCAAAACAAUUUUCCUUUCAUUUACAAAUUUUAAUGGGCUUAUAUAAUACUGAAGUAAGGUAGGGCUAGGGCCAAAUAAUAGAUUGGGAUAAAAUAAACGAGACGGUGUGAGAAACGAACCCUAAAUUUCCUAAUCAUGUCGCUGAAAAUGAGAUCGAUCUUUGCUCAGGUGUAUCAAAAAUCGGUAUCGGCGGGGCAUAGACGCAAUUUCUCUUCAUCCUCAACCAAGUGCGAAGUGUCGAAGAAAACAGCUAUGGGGAUUUAUGUUGUUACUCGAACCCUAGGUUUUGCUUCCGGAUUUCUCGCUGGCAAUUAUGUAGUUGGUGAUUUUGAUAAGAAGCUUUUGGAGCGGCUGGAAGAGGAUAUGAGGAAGGAUGAGGAAUACUUCAAGAGAAGCGAAGCGAUAUUGUCCCAUCUUUCAAAGUUGCCUAGGUCAGCCAAUUAAUUGGCUUUUGCUAAUUAUUAUGUAUAAGAUGUAUGUGUCGUAUGGUAUGACAACUAUGUGUCCGUUGUGGUUUUGUCUAAACUGAAAUACUUGUCUCUGCAAUUGCUUUCUUUCGCUCAGUCAAAAUAUUUUAAUUUCGUGUGUG
This is a messenger RNA of Brassica napus (rape), 2706 nucleotides long. RefSeq names its product protein SPIRAL1-like 3. NCBI's taxonomy places the organism in Eukaryota, Viridiplantae, Streptophyta, Magnoliopsida, Brassicales, Brassicaceae. The transcript is spliced from 6 exons. Bases 443 to 817 code for a protein of 124 amino acids. Gene Ontology annotation, cellular component: cortical microtubule, transverse to long axis. The record is from RefSeq and is a predicted model, not a curated record. Gene Ontology annotation, biological process: cortical microtubule organization.